Molecule: messenger RNA, 652 nt
Organism: Salarias fasciatus (jewelled blenny)
Lineage: Eukaryota; Metazoa; Chordata; Actinopteri; Blenniiformes; Blenniidae
Product: SH3 domain-binding protein 5-like
Exons: 4
Biological process (GO): intracellular signal transduction
Cellular component (GO): cytoplasm
Molecular function (GO): protein kinase inhibitor activity
Source: RefSeq, a predicted model, not a curated record
AGAGCGGCUGUUCGCUGCAGUCUGACGCGGGGAGGAGAGCCUCCGCUGCGGCCAUCUCCCUCCCCCCGCUCGGCUCUGCCCCCGCCAUGAACACCGGGCCGCUCGGGGAGAGCAGCGCGGAGCCGCGGCGUCCAGCGGCCGCGGCCCGGGAGGAGACCCCGGGAGACGAGGCGCAGGGCGGGGAGAGCAGCGCCGGGACCCGGCCGGAGGACGCCGGUUCCGGGAGCCGCCAUGAGCCUGGAGAGGAGGAGCAGGACGGCCGGUACGAGGAGGAGUUAGACCCCAGAAUCCAGAAGGAGCUGGAGCACCUGAACCAGGCCAGCGCCGAGAUCAACAAGCUGGAGCUGCAGCUGGACGACGCUCGCUCCAGCUACCGCCGGAUCCUCACGGACUCUGCCAGGAGGCUGAACGCUCAGGGCUCCCAGCUGGGCGCCUGCAUCGAGAAGGCUCGGCCGUACUACGAGGCCCGGCGGCUGGCUAAAGAGGCCCAGCAGGAGACCCAGAAGGCGGCUCUGCGUUACGAGCGCGCCGUGUCCAUGCACAACCGCCGCCAGAGAGAUGGUGUAUGUGGCGGAAGCAAGGGCCUGCUGGACUGCCAAGAACACCAUGGGACCCCACCUGGCAGGGAGUGCUCAACCAACGCCACAGCCAG